Messenger RNA from Cololabis saira (Pacific saury), 5531 nucleotides. Its product is annotated as collagen alpha-2(V) chain-like. Lineage: Eukaryota; Metazoa; Chordata; Actinopteri; Beloniformes; Belonidae. The record is from RefSeq and is a predicted model, not a curated record. The coding region runs from base 202 to 4965 and encodes 1587 amino acids. The transcript has 55 exons. Gene Ontology annotation, molecular function: protein binding; extracellular matrix structural constituent.
GAGGGAGGGAUUGGUGGCACAGAACACAGAGCUUGUUUCAGUCUGCACUAGAUCGCUCAUCCAGGAGCCUGUUGCACUCAGGGAUACUUGGCUUUCUCAGCCUGGAUGCUGUAGCCCGGACUCAGACUCAGGCUCCCGUCGACUCCCUCGCCUGCUCUUGAGCAGCUUUGUUUGAGGACACUGCAGGUCCGGCCUGCAGACAUGGGCCCGUCACUUCCCUCUAGGAUUACUGUGUGCCUGGCACUCACCUUGGCUCAGGUGAUUGCUGUGACCUGCCAGGAACAUAUCAACAAUGGCACUUGCACAGACAAUGGAAAUGUGUACAACGACAAAGACAUGUGGAGCCCGGAGCCGUGCCGGGUGUGUGUGUGUGAGACGGGCACCUCCAUCUGUGAGGACGUAGUGUGUGAAGACCUCGGUGACUGUGAGAACACCAUGAUCCCAGAGGGCGAGUGUUGCCCCGUGUGCUUAACCUCAGAACCUGGUCCCAGUACGGAGCCGGCCCCAGCUGUAGAGGAGAAUAAAGAACAAAGCUGCACGGUUGAGGGCGAGGUCUACCAGCACAACGCCAUCUGGAAACCCGAGCCUUGUCGCGUGUGCGUCUGCGACAACGGCGUCACCAUCUGUGAUGAGAUCCAGUGUGAAGCUCUGACCAACUGCAACAAGGUGGUCACCCCUGAGGGCGAGUGUUGCCCCGUCUGCGACAGCUUUGCCAGCGCCGGCGGCAGGAUUGAAAUCAUGGGCUUCCAGGGACAGAAAGGUGAACCAGGAGAUAUUCCUUAUGUGGUGGGAAACCCUGGACCUUCAGGACCCAUGGGCCCUCCAGGAGCUCAGGGACACACCGGACCUCGAGGCUUUAAAGGCAGACGGGGAUUUCCAGGGCCUCCAGGUUUUGACGGUGAGCCGGGUAUACCAGGUAAUCCAGGAGAACCAGGACCCCCUGGUGAACACGGGCCUCCCGGGGGACACUUGAUGUCACAGAUGGCUUUGGAUUUCGGAGAGAAGUCGAGUAUGGCGGCGAGGAUGGUGUCGGGGACACGGGGUGAAGCAGGAGCACGAGGAGUUCCAGGACCCGCCGGGGCACCAGGACCAACUGGUGGUCAGGGGAUUCCAGGGGAGGCUGGAGAUCCAGGAGCAAUGGGAGAGCCGGGUCACCGAGGACCUGACGGACCUCCAGGAAAACCUGGAUCCGACGGAGAAUCAGGAUCUUCAGGUUCAACUGGAGAGCCAGGGUUUCCAGGAUCAUCGGGUGUGAGAGGAUUCCCAGGAAAUCCAGGUGCCCCGGGACUUAAAGGCCACAAGGGACACGCUGGACUCACCGGGUCAAGAGGCGAGUCUGGAGCAGCUGGAAGCAAGGGUUCAUCUGGUACCCCGGGUUCCAUGGGCGCUGCCGGCCCACUGGGACCACCUGGUUUGCCCGGAGAGAGAGGAAGAAUCGGGCCGACCGGUCCUGCGGGAAAGCGUGGCACGCCAGGAGACCUUGGUAAACCAGGUCCUUUGGGUCCAAUAGGAAUCACAGGUCUCCCAGGAUAUCCCGGUAACCCAGGGAUGAAGGGGGAAGCCGGACCCCCAGGGGUCAGAGGGAGUCGAGGACAGCAGGGACCCCGGGGAGAUUCUGGACGUGUAGGACCGUCUGGACCCACAGGAAAGGAGGGUGCAGCAGGAACUGACGGAGCACCAGGUGCACGUGGCUCAUCAGGUUUAGUUGGUGUUCAGGGACCACCAGGGAUGCUGGGUCCACAUGGCCCCCCUGGACCUCAGGGAACCUCUGGAGCUCCUGGACCAAAGGGCCAACUGGGUGGAGUUGGAGUUCCUGGAUUCAAAGGAGAAGCUGGAUUGAAGGGAGAACGAGGAGAUCACGGGGCUCCGGGUCCUUUGGGUCCCAUGGGAGAAGAUGGUAAGCGUGGGUCUCGAGGUGAUGGUGGAUCCAUGGGGGCUCCAGGUUCCUCAGGAGAGACAGGAGCUCCAGGAAACAGAGGUUUCCCCGGUGCUGAUGGUUUACCAGGCCAAAAGGGAGCCCAAGGUGAAAGAGGGCUUUCAGGGUCAGGUGGUCCCAAAGGUUUAUCUGGAGACCCAGGACGCAAUGGAGAGCCUGGUUUAACAGGAGCUCGGGGUCUCACGGGACUUAUUGGUGCCUCUGGUCCUGAGGGAAGGCAAGGACCACUGGGCUCAGCAGGAGACGAUGGUAAACAGGGCCCAGCUGGUCCUACUGGAAACAGAGGAGCUGCUGGACUCAUGGGCCUGCCGGGACCAAAGGGCUUCCAGGGUGAUGCUGGCAAGAUUGGAGAAGCCGGGAGUUCUGGAGGUCCAGGUCAAAGGGGAGUAAAUGGGAAAGAUGGAGAAGAGGGCGCUGCCGGUCCACCUGGCCCAGCUGGCCUUGCAGGAAAAAGAGGAGAGCAGGGACCUCAGGGAGUGAGCGGUUUCCAGGGUUUGCCUGGGACACCAGGACCACCCGGAGAGUCAGGAAAACCAGGUGACGAGGGUGUUGCUGGAGAGCUUGGUUCUGCUGGUGACACAGGUCCAAGAGGAGAACGAGGUCCUCCUGGAGAGAGAGGUGAAACUGGCCCUAAUGGGCUUCUGGGACCCAAAGGUGGUCCAGGUGGACCAGGACCUGAUGGACCAAAGGGUAGCGCAGGUCCAACGGGCGGUGUUGGAGAACCAGGAGGUCCAGGACUUCAGGGGAUGCCGGGGGAGAGAGGCAUAUCUGGAUCCUCAGGGCCAAAAGGAGAUGCUGGUUCUGUUGGAGGGAAAGGAACUGAAGGAAAGGCAGGAGCUGAUGGUGCGAGGGGGCUUCCUGGUCCCGUUGGACCAGUUGGUUCCAGUGGACCCAAUGGAGAGAAGGGUGAAACGGGUCCAUCAGGACCUAAUGGACGUCGAGGUUCAAGAGGAAUUGCUGGUUCUACUGGUGCUCAUGGUCCUAUUGGAGCUGCUGGUUUCCCUGGAACUUCUGGUCCAGAUGGUCAACCAGGAGUCAAGGGAGAAACAGGUGAGCCUGGUCUGAAAGGAGAAACAGGAGCACCAGGACCCCAGGGCAUGGCUGGGAAAACGGGAUCACAGGGGCCUGGUGGCGUGUCUGGACUGAAGGGUGCAAGAGGAUCUACAGGUCCUUCUGGCUCUCCUGGGUUCCCUGGGCUGGCAGGAGGAGUUGGUCCACAUGGCCCUCUUGGUGCUGUCGGAGCUGACGGGCCAAUCGGGAUUACAGGAAAGCCGGGUCCUUCUGGAAUCCGAGGAGAGAACGGAUCCCCAGGACGUCAGGGCGAGCACGGACCUGCAGGCCAACCAGGCAGCCCCGGAGAGAAGGGAGACGCUGGAGAGGACGGGGCUUCGGGCCCUGAUGGGCCUCCAGGACCUGCUGGAAAAUCAGGCCAGCGAGGAACUGUGGGUCAGCCGGGACUCCGAGGGGAGAGAGGCCUCGUGGGACUGCCAGGUCCUGCUGGUCCACCAGGAAAACCAGGAACUUCUGGAUCUCAGGGAGGCAAAGGUCCAGCUGGUGGGAUGGGUUUACCUGGAGCCACUGGACCAGGAGGAGAACCCGGUCCCGAGGGCAUUGCAGGAGGAGAAGGAUCUCCUGGUAAAGACGGUCUUGUUGGGGAACGGGGAGACAAGGGGGACUCUGGUCCGGAGGGCCUGGCUGGUGUUGCAGGGUCUUCAGGUAACGAAGGCCCGGUGGGGAUGACAGGCGGCCCGGGUCAAAUGGGCCCAAACGGUGGUAGAGGCCCUCCUGGAUCCCUGGGACCACAUGGUGUACGAGGAUCAGUGGGCCCUCAAGGACCACAGGGAGAGAAAGGAGCGAAGGGAGACCAAGGAGAAAGAGGCCAGAAAGGACACAGAGGAUUCACUGGCCUCCAUGGUCUGCCAGGAAUAACUGGCGCCACAGGAGACGCAGGAGCCUUCGGGAUCGUUGGACCAGCUGGAUCGAGGGGGCCUCCUGGAGUUGUGGGUCCUUCAGGAAAGGAGGGAAACAUCGGCCAGCCUGGACCAAUGGGUUCUCCAGGAACCAGAGGAACAAUGGGAGACCUCGGAACACAGGGUCCACCUGGUGAACCUGGACCUCCUGGCCCUCCAGGGCCCCCUGGACCUCCCAGCAAUGUUAUGGAACGCCUCUUUGGUGGCCUGGUCGAUUAUGAAGGGAUUGGCUUUCCCAAAGCGAUGGAACUCACCGACUACGAUGUAGGAGCUGAUUUUCCUCCACCCCCCGAGUUCAACGAGGACGAAGCUCUGCCCAACAAGAACCCGGCUGUCCUGCAUGCAGAAAUGGGUCUCCAGGCCACACUGAAGACCCUCAGCGGACACCUGCAAAACCUACGUAGUCCAGACGGCAGCAAGAUGAACCCGGCCAAAACCUGCCAGGACAUCAGGCAGUGCUACCCUCAGAAAAAGAGCGGUGAGUACUGGUUGGAUCCAAACCAAGGAAGCACAAAAGAUGCCAUCAAGGUCUUCUGCAACAUGGAAACUGGUGAAACCUGCAUUUCUGCUAAUUUGGUCAACGUUCCCGGUAAAGUCUGGUGGACCAAAUCCAGUCCCAGUCCAAGCAAACCCAUCUGGUUUGGAGCUGACAUGAAUGGAGGAACUAAAUUCCACUAUGGCAACAAGGAAGAGCAACAGAACGUGGUGGCGGUCCAGAUGAAGAUGCUUCAGCUUUUGUCCAAGGAGUCGCACCAGAACAUCACAUACCACUGCAAGAACAGUGUGGCUUUUAAAGAUGACCAGAGCAGCAACCUGAAGAAAGCUCUGGUCCUCCGAGGCUCCAACGGCCAAGAAUUCAGAGCCCAGGGCAACGCCCGGCUGCGAUACACCGUCAUCGAGGAUGGCUGCUCAAAAUCCAGUGCAGAGUGGAGCAAGACAGUGAUUGAGUACAGGACUCAAACCCCCAUCAGGCUCCCCAUUGUAGACGUGGCCCCCAUGGACGUUGGAAAGCCUGAUCAGGAGUUUGGCCUGGACAUCAGCCCAGUGUGUUUCUCAUAAAACCUCAAACCGUUACAGCAAGAAGGACACAAGCAGCAGCCAUGUUUAGGGGGGUAAAGCCAAUGCUGAUCAAUGCUAGAUAUUUAAUUUCUGGCUUUAUAUGAGAGCUGUGCAACUUGUAGGAUGUUGGUGUAAUACUUUCCCCCGCUGUUAAUAAGUACACAAUCUAAAGCACAAGCUCUCAACAGUGGAAUGAAACCUGCAGUGGUUUUGAUGGACUCCAAACUCGCAUAAAUAUGAAGUGAAAGGGUAAUAUUUAUGGGGAAAUUGACAACAGUCAACGCAGUCAAAAUCUAGAAACCUUUUUAGAACAUACGUUAACAGAUGCACAGCCAGACAUGGACGGUGCAAAAGCUGAAAGAGCAGUGACUGUAGAUGUUUUAAUGAUAUAAUGAUAAAAAAUAAAGCUCUAACCUAAAUUAUUAAGUUCUCUUAUCAUUUACUCUUUCAACAAAAAGCCUUUGGAUCUCCUUUUAAAAGAAACUGUAAAUGAAACACAUGACUGUAAAUUGCAAAUUAUUUGUGUGUUGUUGAUAUGGAUGUGGAAUAAAUAUUUCUCUGUGGAA